AUGGAGAUAGUCAAAGAAGAGACAUCCCCGGGUGCGGUUGAAGAGAUGUACUCCAGUGCGGUUAACGAGUUGUCUCCUUCCCCCGGUCCACCUAUGGGGUUCAAUCACCCAAUGUUGAUAUGGCCUUCAAGCGGGUCUUUCAACAAAGAUGUCCAUUUCUGGAAGACUGAGGAAUUUGGCUACUUUUACCCUGAUUACCGCGUCACCGCCAAGCACAUUGAGACCAAAUAUCAAGCCGAACUUGGAAUGCACGUCAACAUUUUUCACAACGUUGAGGCUUUCGUGGAUCAAGUCCGCGGCUUUCUCCAAUUCAAACCUGAGAACCUUAUCCGAGACAACCUCCACCUCUGUUUGCGCGGCGAAGCUCUGGGCUGGUACAACACCGAGCUCGAUUGCAACGAACGAGAGGAUCUCAGUGAGUUCCCUUUGGAGCAUGCGCGUGGAUGGUGUGGUCGAAUCACCUCCCGCUUCAGCCUAUCUCUUACCCGAACUCGUCUCUACCUGGUCUGCGGCGCUUCUGGAGACACCAUCUGCGAGACCGCCCGCAAUAUUGUACACUAUGCUCGCGCCGCCGGAGUCAAGGAGCCAUAUCAUCACAUGCUACAGAUCAUGCGAUACCUUAAGCAUACUCACCCUGCUCAUGCUGCGUGUAUUGAGACUCCUACUCCGUAUACUAUGUUCACGGAGUUUAUGCAACAGCUUUACCUUGCAGAGCAGAACGUGUUCUCUGAUUCCGAUACCGAUGAUAGCAGCAUGACAACGGAUACUUGGGUUGGUCUGGAUGAGGGCUUGCUAUCAUACAGCGUCUUCAAGAAGGGCAUUUAG
Messenger RNA from Penicillium malachiteum, 825 nucleotides. RefSeq lists its product as uncharacterized. The record is from RefSeq and is a predicted model, not a curated record. NCBI's taxonomy places the organism in Eukaryota, Fungi, Ascomycota, Eurotiomycetes, Eurotiales, Aspergillaceae. The transcript has a single exon. Bases 1 to 825 code for a protein of 274 amino acids.